GGUUAAGGCAGCGAGGGGGUUUCUAGACUGCUUCUCUUCUGGUCCAAGUCGAGGAUUAACAGACUGCCUUUCUUAAACACAAGCUCUAGAUGCUGCCUGAAAGACUUCACAGCUCGAGAAGAACAAAUUCAGAGAACAAAAAGGAAAGAGAAGAGAGGGACAGAGGGGGACAUGUUCAGGGUUAGAGCUGAAGCCACUCAAACUCCUUUCUUUCUGUUCUGAUUUAACUUCCUUGGGCUUUUUUCUCUCCCCUUUUACCCCUUGCUCAUUAUCUUACUCACCCUUCUAUGUUCCCUCACCCCUCACUUUCUUUCCACUCUGUUCAUUUCUCUUCCCUCUAACCCAUCUCUUCAUACACACUCUCUCUCCAUCCAUUUGGUGGAACAGUGCUGCUGAUAAUGCCUGUAAUUGGAGUGACUCACACUUUUCCAGUGUGUUUGGACCAGAUAAAGAAUAUUGUCAGCAUUUUGCCGACAUGGCCUCUGCUGGCAGAAUUAAAUGGACUCUGUUCUGUCUGCAGCAAAUUAAAAGCCUCUCAAUUCAUCUGCUCUCGCCCGAGGCUCACAGGGGCCUCCUAUUCACACAGAAACACCGUGGAGAGGGGGAGGAAGAGAAUAAGAGAGAUUUCCCUCUUCCCCAAGAAGCACCAGUCUUUUCGUUUUGUUCAAGUCUGCACUCAGCCACUGUUGGAUGGAGACGGAGAGAGAAAGAGAGGUCAAGACUGAUAGUCUAAGGAGAGGUGAAGAGCAGCUCCGAAGCUCUCUGUGGGUGUGUGUGGGAUGUUGUGUCAGGGCUAAAGCCCAUCCCUCUCCCAUGAGCCUGUGUGCCCACACACACACCUGGCGCCUCCACACACACACCCGGCGCCCACGCACGCACAGCCGGCACUGACGCUGUGAACUGGACCCUCGGAGCCCAGCGGAGCCAAGCGGAGCGGAGUCUAGCCCAGUUGGAGCCUGAGGAUGUCAACAGAGACAGAGCUACAGCCAGCGGUCAGGCCCAGCAGCGUCAGACGGGACUCCAAGAGGAAAGGGCAGGAUCGCAGCGAGGCGGCUCUCAUCAGGCGUUUUAAGGGCGAUGGCGUCCGCUACAAGGCCAAGCUCAUCGGCCUGGACGAGGUCACUGCCGCCCGUGGAGACAAACUCUGCCAGGACUCGAUGAUGAAGCUCAAGGGUAUAGCUGCAGCAGCACGGUCUAAAGGAGAACACAAACAGAAGGUGUUUCUGACCAUUUCCUUUGGAGGGAUCAAGAUCUUUGAUGAGAAGUCAGGGGUCCUCCAACACCACCAUGCAGUCCACGAGAUCUCCUACAUUGCCAAGGACAUCACGGACCACCGAGCCUUUGGAUACGUCUGCGGGAAGGAAGGGAACCACCGCUUUGUGGCUAUCAAGACCGCACAGUCGGCUGAGCCUGUGAUUCUGGACCUGCGGGACUUGUUCCAGCUCAUCUAUGAGAUAAAGCAGAGAGAGGAGAUGGAGAAGAAGGCCCAGAAAGACAAGCAGUGUGAGCAGGCGGUCUACCAGACAAUACUGGAGGAGGAUCUGGAGGACCCGGUCUACCAGUACAUUGUGUUUGAGGCGGGACACGAGCCCAUCCGUGACCAAUCAGAAGAGAGCAUUUAUCAGGUUCCCACCAGUCAGCAGAAGGAAGGGGUCUAUGACGUCCCAAAGCGACACCCAAACGGACAUCAAAACACCCCCCACCAUCACCAUCAUCAUCAACAUCAUUAUCAUGAUCAGCCAGUCCAACAAGAACAAACUGAACAACAGCAGCAACAGCAGGCUGUGGCGGAUCUGAUAGACUUAGACCUGGAAAUGGUGUCUCAGAAUAUCAACCAAUUAGAGAUUUUUGGAGACAUGUCCACACCUCCUGACAUUACCUCUCCAUCGACCCCCGCCUCUCCAGCCAACACCCUCGACCCCUCGCAGGGCCUGCAGCCUCCCACGGAACUGUUUGCUCCCUUCAAUCCUGCGUCUGUGCCCUCAGGUUAUGUGACGAUGGGAGCAGUACCCCCCGGCCACUGGUCCCAGCAGGCGUUUGCUGCCCAGACACCGCUGGCCUUCGGAGUCCAGUCUCCGCUAGGUCCUGUAGCCCAGGUGCUGCCAGGUGGCCAGCCUCUCAUCUGGGGCCAGGCCAACAUCUUCCCUGCAACUCAGCAGCAGUGGGCAGCCAUGGCAGCCGGAGCCUUCCCCCCCACAGCCUACCUCCCUGCCCAACCUGUGGGCACUCUGCCUGCCGCCAUGUUCCAGACUCUCACCCCCCUCACGACUGUGACUCCAGCCGGCGAGAGCCAUUCAGGUGCUGGAGCCAGUGCUUCAGCUGCCUCCCCUUCAGCGUCGUCGAGUCCGCAGCACGGGGAGAGGGCAAGGAAGAUGUUCAAGGAUUUUCAGCUGGCAAAGCCUCCGGCCAUGCCUUCGAAAAAAGGUGAACAGCCCAGUUUAACAGGAACCUCAGAGGCAUUCAGCACUUACUUCAGCCGUGUGGGCACUGCCCAGGACACAGACGACUGUGACGACUUUGACAUUUCUCAAAUGAAUUUGACACCAGUCACCUCCACAACACCAUCCACCAACUCACCACCCACCCCAGCUCCCAGGCAGAGCUCUCCCUCCAAGUCCUCAGCCUCCCAUGUCAGUGACCCCCCCACUGACGCCACAGACCCCCCCACAGACGACUCGUUUGGGGAAGCAGAAGGCAGCCCUAGUCGCAGUGGAGAGGAAGAUGCUGCUUGUGGUUCUGGGUCGCCCUGCCCCAGUGAGACAGCAGAGCCCAGCCCUGACCAGGCCAGUCCAGAGGCUGGGAGCUAGAUAGCAGCAGGGCAGGAAGGGGAAGGACCCUCUCUACGCCCAGAUCAACAAAGGGAAGAAAUAAAGAGACACACAGGAAGACAGACCUGACCAGCACUGAGAGAACAGGAGGAGAACCCUCACCUUGUGUGUGUGUUUGUGUGUGUGUGUGUGUGUGUGUGUGUGUGUGUGUGUGUGUGUGUGUGUGUGUGACACAUCUCCCUGCCUGGCCAAGCCCUUCUUGUUCACCUCUUCUGGCUAACAACCUCCCAGGAGAAGCCUCCAUGCUCCCUCUGUCCUCCUCCUCAUCCUGUGCUCGUCCUCCUCCUCUCUGCAAUCUUCUCUCCUCCUGAGAGGAGCCCUCUCGGUCAUUCACUCCAGGCAGGAGGGAUAUCAAUCACUGAGACGGAUUCUCCCUCCACUGCGCUGUCUUCUCCUCUUCUCUCUUUUCCCUGUUGCAACUCACACCCAGCCUUACAGACGUAACCUGCUCUUCCCCUCUCUCCCUCUCUUCCCUCCCUCCUCUUCCUCCUCUCUAUCUUCGCUCUAACACUACUCCCUCUGCCUCCUGUGUGUGGCCAGAAACUGUGCUGCCAAGGAGGGACUGAAUCAAGCAGUGCCUCCCUGUCUCCGACACACACCCUCACACACACACGCUCAUCUGGAUUAGAAUGAUCAUCUUUCGUUUUAACUGACAGAAUCUGCAUCUGUAGUGAGGAGAUCGCACAGGAGGAGCUAGACUCUAACGGGCCUAUCAGGGGUCCCCGUUACUGGGAUCACUGCUUCUGAUUAGUUGGUUGGUUCGUGUGUUUUCUCCCCAUUCUUAGUGAGUGUCUGCUGGAUCACUAUGCAGAAACAGACUCUCUGGGAGCUACUCACACACCAACAACACACAUACUGUGCACCCAGCAGUCAGCCUACAUAUGCUCACCACACAAACACACGCACACACACAGUCAUCUCUCACCCUCUCUAACAUGCAUACACACAGUAAUUUGCCAAAUGUCUCUCCUCGCAGACAGACUCACACAGAGGCCAGAGGACCAGACAUACUGAGGAAUGGACCCUGAGAGGGAAGUGUUGCAAGUCAAACAGAUUCUGUGAUCGAUCUGUUCAUUCUCUAUAGCUUUUGUACAAUACUGAUUAAAAAAAAAAAGAAGAAAUCGAAAAAUGGAAUUUUUAUUUUAUAAGUCAAUCAAGCCGCUGGGGUCAGCUCUAUAGGAGUUAUAGAGUCAACAUGGCUUUAAGGCAUCUGAUCGUUGGUUUGCCAAACUCAUUUUGUAAAUAACGAUAACAACAACCAUUUUGUCCACCGGACUUCUGUGCCAUAAAAUAGGAAGGCUUCAGUUAUGCAAACUCUUGACGUUAACCCAAGCAAUACCAACAUAUGUUUUCUUUUUUUCCCGUUUUCCCACUAUGUUUUGCUGCCCUCUUUCGCCCUCUGAUAUUGUUUUGUUCUUGUGAAUGGAUGUUAUAGGUCUUUGUCUUAACUUCGCUUACUAACCCUGAUUCCAGCUGCACACCUUUCCCCUAUUUGUCUUUUCAAGUCCCACCACCUCCCAUUGUUAUGGCCCAAACAACUUAGCUUCUGCAGUUUAUGUUACCCAAAGCCUAUGUACGCACCACAGCCCUGUGUUUCUGUACCACAAACCUAUAUUCCAACUCUAUGUUGCAGGCAGCAGACACAGUCUCAUUCACUGUAGCCCAGACUGCUCCUCUCCUCUAUCCCAUUCCCCCAGAAUAGUCUUUACGAUACAGUGAUGUUGCCAUCUGUCUGUCUGUUGGUCAGGUGCCAAACUGCUGCUGUCUGAGCAUCUUUGUGUGGACCGCAGCAUCCUCUGCUACAACUACAUCAACUGUGAUGCCAAUGACUCCCUAUUUUAUGGCCAGAGUCCCCAUGUCACUUGAGAACUCUUUUGGAUUACGAUGUUGAUUAACUUAAAAAUUUGACAACUAGAAGAUGAGCAAAGAAGUUGAAUAAAAGGGGAAACGUUGCUGUUUGAGUACAUAACAUUUCUAGAACUAUUUUAACUUUACCUCAGCUAACAGUUUCUUAAUGUAAAUUGACACAUUAUUUUUAUCUUUAUGAAUAUGACAUUCUACAGUGGGUUUUUAGAUGAUUUUUUGGUUCUCUCUUGAUUUACGUAUUCUACCAUGUAUUACUGUUGCAAAUAAACACAUCCCAAAUGAC
Molecule: messenger RNA, 4977 nt
Organism: Siniperca chuatsi (mandarin fish)
Lineage: Eukaryota; Metazoa; Chordata; Actinopteri; Centrarchiformes; Sinipercidae
Gene: dab1a
Product: DAB adaptor protein 1a
Exons: 17
Coding region: 963-2807 (614 amino acids)
Biological process (GO): ventral spinal cord development; lateral motor column neuron migration
Source: RefSeq, a predicted model, not a curated record